Molecule: messenger RNA, 791 nt
Organism: Sapajus apella (tufted capuchin)
Lineage: Eukaryota; Metazoa; Chordata; Mammalia; Primates; Cebidae
Product: myosin-7
Exons: 6
Coding region: 68-688 (206 amino acids)
Biological process (GO): actomyosin structure organization; peptidyl-threonine phosphorylation
Cellular component (GO): myosin complex; cytoskeleton; cytoplasm
Molecular function (GO): protein serine/threonine kinase activity
Source: RefSeq, a predicted model, not a curated record
UGAGACCAGCGAGCGGGUGCAGCUGCUGCAUUCCCAGAACACCAGCCUCAUCAACCAGAAGAAGAAGAUGGACGCUGACCUGUCCCAGCUCCAGACAGAAGUGGAGGAAGCGGUGCAGGAGUGCAGGAAUGCUGAGGAGAAGGCUAAGAAGGCCAUCACGGAUGCCGCCAUGAUGGCAGAGGAGCUGAAGAAGGAACAGGACACCAGCGCCCACCUGGAGCGCAUGAAGAAGAACAUGGAGCAGACCAUUAAGGACCUGCAGCACCGGCUGGACGAGGCCGAGCAGAUCGCGCUCAAGGGCGGCAAGAAGCAGCUGCAGAAGCUGGAGGCGCGGGUGCGGGAGUUGGAGAAUGAGCUGGAGGCGGAGCAGAAGCGCAACGCGGAGUCAGUGAAGGGCAUGAGGAAGAGCGAGCGGCGCAUCAAGGAGCUCACCUACCAGACGGAGGAGGACAGGAAAAACCUGCUGCGGCUGCAGGACCUGGUAGACAAGCUGCAGCUAAAGGUCAAGGCCUACAAGCGCCAGGCCGAGGAGGCGGAGGAGCAGGCCAACACCAACCUGUCCAAGUUCCGCAAGGUGCAGCACGAGCUGGAUGAGGCAGAGGAGCGGGCAGACAUUGCCGAGUCCCAGGUCAACAAGCUGCGGGCCAAGAGCCGCGACAUUGGCGCCAAGGGCUUGAAUGAGGAGUAGCUUUGCCACAUCUUGAUCUGCUCAGCCCUGGGGGUGCUGGCGAAGCCUGUGUAACAGCUCCUUGGGAGGAAGCAGAAUAAAGCAAUUUUCCCUGAAGCCGAGA